Messenger RNA from Xenia sp. Carnegie-2017, 609 nucleotides. RefSeq lists its product as uncharacterized. The record is from RefSeq and is a predicted model, not a curated record. The coding region runs from base 1 to 342 and encodes 113 amino acids. The transcript is spliced from 3 exons. Lineage: Eukaryota; Metazoa; Cnidaria; Anthozoa; Malacalcyonacea; Xeniidae.
AUGAGAAGGAAAUGCGCUGAAGAGAAGCCCAAAAUAACAUCCACCGUAGAAGAGCUAAAUUGCCUCUCAAAUCUAUGUGGUCUUCCUACGACAAGUGCUGAAGAAGUCAUGUCUGGAGAUUUUGUUUGGUCGUUUAACCAGUGUGACAUAGAUAGUACAACUUCACAUGUAUUUACAAAUAAUGUUGAUGAAUCUAAUGACUAUUCUUUCCUUGAAACAGAGAGCUUUCUUCUAGAUGAAUAUAAACAUCGCUAUUGUGUGCGAAAAGACACAAUGAAGACUCUGCAUGGUCGUCUCGCCAUCACAAACAGCAGAAUUGCAUUGGCUAGAGUGCAGUUAUAAAAAGAUUUUCAAUACUUUCACGACUUAGAACAGUCCAUAAUCAACGUAUAUGGUAGUGACAGUAAAUCAGACUGUAUCGAUGAACAUGACGUUCAUGAAGAUGUUGAAGAAGAAGAUGCAUAUAAUUCGUAGUAUUUUGUUGCUGAAAGCUGUGCAAUCAUACUUUUUGUAUGCACUUUUUAUAAAUAGAAACUUAUUUGCAUGCUCCUCUUUUUGCAAAUAAAAUGUAUGCACAUACGCUUGCAAGUAUAUACAUCUAAGAAGAUA